AGAAGCUGAAAUCAAUUCAGUCUGUUAGUGUUAAAGUUCAUUCAGAAGAAACCAAGCUAAAUUUUUAAGUUUACUUUUUUUCAGAAAAAUGUUUUGUUUGUGUAGAUCAAUAUGUCGGACGCCAAGAUUUAGGUUUCAGUUUGUACGCUCAGUAUCCAACCUCAGUACUCAACCAGACUGUGAGUCUACUGCAUUGAACAUGUACUAUUAUGACUGGAACCCACCGCUACUGGAGUUUAUCAGUAACCAUAAACUAAAAUCUAUAGACCUUGAACCAGACCUAGCUCAGCUCUCAAACCCGGAGCUAGUUCAGUAUUUUGUUCAGAUCUCUGCAAACAACGGGUUAAGAGAUACAUUUGGAGAUGUAUCCAUGCUUACUGCUGAACUGGAGAGGAGAGUACAAUUCUUUAGUUUUGAAAACCUGGUAGAGUGUGUUAAAGGGCUAACUGCGUGGCCCGAGGCUCCCAGGAAGAAAAGUUUACUGUACCGAGUUCCUAAUAAACUUGAAUUCAAUAUCAGACGGAUCUAUGAUUUAUUGAUAGGAGAGUGCAAUAGAAGAAUGUGGAUGAAGAAUUGUAGUCCUGAAUACUAUAUGUCAACUACAUAUUCAAAUCUAGAUAAAAUACUGGAAUUGUGUGAAGUGUGGAACACUAUAGAUCUAAUUAAUACGUUUAAUGCUCAGUCGUUCAGUGUUCUGACGAUAAACAAGAUCGGGAACUCCGAGAGGAAUUCUAAUUCAAGGUUUAGAAGAUUUGACAAGGAUACCUUCGUUAGGUUUAUGAAGUUGGUUGGAAACUCACAACUUGGUGAUGGGUUUCAUAAGUACUACUGUACAAUCAAGUUCCUUGAUCAUUUACCAAAUAUGAACCUUAAAGAGAUUACUUCAGUAACUCAGGCCUUUGUGAAACAAAAGUUUUUCGGGACACGAGACCAUCCGGUAGAGAUUAAACUAAGGAGAGAUUUAAUCCGUGUUCUCCUGGAUAAUCUGGAGAACUUGGAGUCAGAUACUCUAAGUAUUGUCUCAGCCUUUAUAUCUCCCGUAGGUUCAAGGCAUCUGGUUGAGGACUGUUUACUCCUACAGGAUAGUAUUUAUGAAUCUGGAAGCAUGUCAAGGUUGGAGAUUAGUUCACUGAUAAACCUGGCAACAACCUCAUCCAGGGUCGGAGUUCAUGCUGUUCAUAAACCCUUUCUAGACGAGAUAGUGCAAUAUCUCUGCUCAGUAACAGAUAAAAAGCUUCUCAGUAUACCAUUUCCUGUUAUAAGUGAAUUGGCGUUAACGCUAGGAUUGCAAAGAGAUACUCCUAAGGGACGAUAUAUCCUUACAAGAAUCAGGGAUUUGAUUAUUGAGCAGAAACCAGAAAAUCUACAGAAGAAGGAAGCUGUUGUCUUCCUUCUUUCCCUCUCCUUCCUUCAACUAUACAGCUCCAGGGCCUGUGACUUGCUCUUCUCAAGUCCUCAACUAACCGUAGAGAAAGACGGGUUAAGAAGUAUGCAUCGUGGGAUCAGGUUUAGAAAGAAGAUUGGAGCUCUUAACCUUGGAGGAAAUCUACUCUCUCUCCAGGGUAUGAUGGAACUAGAGUAUCCUGAAUAUCCAGGUUCUAAAAUAACUGCGGAACUGGAUGAGACAGUUAAGUGUUGGCUUCCUCUCCCUCUCCCAACUGAGGCAACUUUGGAAACCUUGGAUAAGAAAUAUGUGAAGAACGGAAUAAAGAUUUUCACUGCCAUCGAGGAUUUUGUUGGAAAAGGAAAAGUUUCUGAAACUUGUGUUUUUCCUUUCUUUGGUUGUAUUUCCUACGUUAUAUACCUGAACCAAGCAGGAGAACCUCAACCUGUUCCCUCCCAGCUCAUGCAGCAACCAAUAUGCCAGACGAAACGAGUUAGCUGUGAUACAGGAACAUGGUUAAUGAUAACAGCAUUGAAUGGAGAGCGGGAUACUGGCUUAGGGGUUCGGACUGGUGGGUUUCCAGUUUUGCUCCGGGUUGGUAGAAAACUAGGGUUUACUCCUGUUCUCCUGGAUGGUUUUAAAAUUGAGGAUCUGGACGAAGAAAAAUUUAGUAUCUAUAUCAAGAAUUUGCUAGAACAGAAUUCAAAUAUUAAAUGCAGACGUAAUUUCAAAUAACCUUGCAUUUAAAGAGUGGCAUGUAAACAACGGUACUCUUUAGACCUAUUAUAAUUUCUGAUAAUGGA
Molecule: messenger RNA, 2187 nt
Organism: Eurytemora carolleeae
Lineage: Eukaryota; Metazoa; Arthropoda; Copepoda; Calanoida; Temoridae
Exons: 17
Coding region: 89-2119 (676 amino acids)
Source: RefSeq, a predicted model, not a curated record